Molecule: messenger RNA, 2128 nt
Organism: Eupeodes corollae
Lineage: Eukaryota; Metazoa; Arthropoda; Insecta; Diptera; Syrphidae
Gene: Ice2
Product: little elongation complex subunit 2
Exons: 1
Coding region: 76-2037 (653 amino acids)
Biological process (GO): snRNA transcription by RNA polymerase III; positive regulation of transcription by RNA polymerase III; snRNA transcription by RNA polymerase II
Cellular component (GO): transcription elongation factor complex
Source: RefSeq, a predicted model, not a curated record
UUUGUAUUUUAGUUUAGUGAAAAUAGAACUCGUGCUUUUCUUUUAUUUAUUUUAUGAAAACUACAAGAAUUCAAGAUGAGUUUUAAUUCAAAUAAAACUCCUAAUCAACCUCCUUUGUCACAUUUCGAUAAAUCAUUCACUGACAAUCCCUGGGAUGUGCUUUACUGCUCACUAAACGACAUUGAGCCCAUCUUCACCGAAAUGGAAUUUCCUGAAGACAAAGAUUUCUUUCAAAAACAAAUCAUCGAUCCUCGGAAUAAAUUACCAGUGGAUCAGUCCUUGUAUGACCAUACAAUCUCCUUGAAGCCAGAAAUAUUCAGAUGUCCGAACAGGUCCAAAUUGAGCUACAAAGAACACUCGAUUUGUUUGGCGUUUCUUCAAUCGAUGAAGGCGAAACAACAAAUCUUCCCGCAUCAGAUUGAAUGUUUUGAGAAAACAGCUGAACGACGGCAUGCCGAGCAAGUAGAGUUCUUGGAUUUCUUAUCACAAUACAACAAUGCUAGCUUUGAGAAGAUAUACGCUCCUAGUCUGAUGCUCGUUGAGCUCUAUCAGGCUCUGUAUAAGCGUGAAGUGCAGCGGCUGAUGGAGAAGCACCAGGACGGGAUUUUUCAAAUUCACACGGGUUUUCCAGUUCCACAGAAAUGUGGGAAUGUAGAGACUCUUGGAACUAUAUCCGACAUUGACUGUGUGGGUGAUAAUCGUACUGCUCCUCCUCGACUUGAUCAGAAUUUGGACUUUUCAAAGAUGAAGCCGGGCAUGGAAGCAUACGUAGAUUUCCAUUUGCAUGGCGAAGGUGUUGAAGAACCGCAAGAAGUGGGUACUCAAGCGCAGUACAAUAUUUCAGUCGAAGCCCUCGUCUUUUUACUCAGCGCUGGUGAGUACAUUGACACUCCGUCAGAGGUUGUAGUUGAGGUUGUUGCGAGAGAGGACGGCGAGAACGUCUUUCAUAUAAAUGACCUUCUACCGUCAAGAAACACAGGACCACACACUGCUGAACUGAUAACAAGUAUAAGCACUGAAAUGUUCCUGAAAACAAAAGUAGACGAAAGCCCCCCGGAAGUUGACGCUACCGAUUUCAAGGGCUCCUACCAACUACAAUCCAUCGAAGACUUCGUGAAUUCCCCUUUUUGCAGUCAAAAUAAAGCUUUGAGCUGUCCAGCGACGACUUCUAUGAGUCAUACCAAAUGGACUUUGAACCUAGACAACGACAGCAAAAAAAUCCAUAUAACCUCUCGGAAAAGACCUGGCUAUAGAGACUCCUUGUUGAAAACAAGAGAGACAUUCCACAGCCUUAAACUCGAAUACAAACCCCAAUUUGGCUGUGAAAUCAUCAGCAAAGCCACUCUCCUGAGAGAGUGGCUGCAAUUGCAGCUUUCCAGCUCGCCAGAUUCUUCGAUCCAACGAUAUCGCAUCAACGCCAGCACCUUUAAGACUGUCCUCCAAGAAAACCUCCACCUGGAGGACGUGGAACUCGAACUGGAAAGACGCUACAAGGUAAAAACUUCCCGUCUACUUGGUUCCCUGGGCGAAUUUCUCGGCCUUCUUAGCAACGUUGGACCGGGCAGGUAUCUGCUGCGAUACAAUCCCCGCUUCCAAGAGAAACUGAUGCUAUAUGCUGAGGUGAACGACUCCACCAGCAAAUCCAGCAUCAGUUUGCACAGCCUGCUGCAAGAGACUCCCAGUGAUUUGGCUUUUAUGACACUUCGCCAGUUGACUCCCAUCGAUGACGUACUGUGUUCGGCAGUGCAUGACUUCUAUAAAAUCCUGCCAUGUGCGUUCCCAGCAGGAUCAAAAGGCGCACGGACUACAAGAAGAGUCAUCGACGAUAGGAAUUUCAUUCAGAAAAAGAACAAAGCCAAGAUGGACUUGAUUCUAGAGAAGCAAAAGAAACAAAAGGCAAAGAGGAAUGUUGUAAAGCGAACAAAGAGGGCUAAAAAACUCAAACAGAAAUCCAAAGUGGCCCAGGAGCAGCAAAAGGAUAUCACAGAACUUGACGAGGAAAUCAAAAAUGAUCGAAUUUUGUUUGGUUUUGAAUGAAUAUCUCAUGGACACAGGUUGUUGACUUAAUAUUUAUUUGCAAAGUUGUUUAUAAAUAAAAAUUCCAUUCAAAUUUCCUCAAAACACUCCA